CUCUGCACACCGUCAAAGAAAGAUGCGUCUACUCAGCACAAAGGCCCUUGAAUUUCGCGACUUCCUUGGGACUGACAUCCCACGAUACACAAUUUUGUCGCACCGAUGGGAACGCGACGAGAUGUCCUACCAGGACAUGGCCAAGGAAAUGGAGCGGAAUAAUAACACUUGGCCUGGUACGACGGAUGUUUUGCAAAAGCAAGGGUAUCGCAAAAUUAGCGAAUUCCGCCGCCUGGCUCUGAAGGAUGGUUAUGAAUACAUAUGGGUUGACACCUGCUGCAUUGACAAAACUAGCAGCGCUGAACUCCAGGAGGCCAUCAACUCGAUGUAUCAGUGGUACUGGAAUUCCGACGUCUGUUACGCCUAUCUUUCUGACGUGUCUAUUCCGACUGAUCGCACGGAUGCAGAUGGCAGACUCCUCUUUAAGCCGUCAGACCUUCAGCCAUUCCAGAGGUCCCAGUGGUUCACUCGUGGCUGGACGCUCCAAGAACUGCUGGCUCCACGAGCUCUAAUAUUUGUCGACCAAAGGUGGAAAAAGUUUGGCACGGCAUAUGACUUAGAAAAUUUUAUCGAAACAGCUACAAGUAUUCAAAUUCGCAAACAUGUGCAUCGAGGUCGUACAAGAUCAGAGAUACUCCAAGUGGGACAGUGUAUGUCUUGGGCUGCAACCCGAACGACGACUAGAAUCGAAGACCGCGCCUAUUCGCUGCUAGGACUUUUCGAUGUUAAUCUGCCAAUGAUGUACGGCGAAGGGGGCCGAGCAUUCCAGCGCUUGCAAGAAGAAAUUCUCAGAGUUUAUGAAGACGCAUCUAUACUAGCAUGGAGCCAUGCCGAUGCUGACACUGCGUUCGCACCUAAUGGCUUGGCUCCAUCGCCAGACCAUUUUCGCCAGUUCCCCAGGUUGAUAGACAAAAUGAGCAAUAGUAACUUCGAGUUUGCAACAAUCAAUCCCACGCUGACACACCGGGGCGUCCAAGUCACAUUGAGGGUUCAUAUCGAUCAGCAUGACUUGGCGCUCGGGUAUGCUUUUCUACUAAACUCUGACCGUCCCUUUUCCAACAUGUUGGUUCUUCCUUUAUUGAUUACCAGAUCAACAUCGAAAUUGGGUGAAGAUAUAGAAGCCGUUAGACUCUCGGACCCCCUUUGGGUCGCACAAAGGUUUGUCGGCGAAGGCGACAAGAGACUGGUUCGUUUCCUCAGGCAAGCGCAAACUGCAGAUAUGAACCGUCAUCGAGAUGGAUUUAGCCUUUCUUCAACAGUAUGGAAAAGCUAUACAACGACAUUGACAUAUCCAACGCAAGCAAAGACUGAGAGUCGGUACUUUCCUGCCAUAUUUGGCGGAGUCACUGGAGACAUGGACGGGUUUCCUUUGCUCAAAAAGGAGCAUGUUUUUGCCAUAGAACUGAUGGAUCGCCGCCAAACUUCAGAAAGAUUUGUUGUGCUGGUGGAAUACAACAUCAAUUAUUUUGGAACUGCCAAUAUAACCGAUGUUAGAGUUAUUACGACGGGAAGGGAGAUGGAUUUGGCGGAUAUGGCGGAUUUAACUCGCUCUCGAGGAAAACGAUACCCUUCUUGUGAUCUCCUCGAUCAAAACGGCAGCGCGAUUCCAACAGAUGAAAUCGUUCAAAUUCGCAAGUUUUCCAGUUAUUGGGUUCAAGAUGAUGUUGAAGAGCUCACCAAGCCGCCAGUUCAUCCGGUUGAUGCACUGCCAGUGAAACAGCUUUGUAUUAUAGAGGAAGCUUAAUAUCGUAAGGUCUCCUAGCGCCGCGAAUCAACAAAAUACAUAUCAAGUAAUAUCAGCAUAAACUGCC
Molecule: messenger RNA, 1811 nt
Organism: Trichoderma asperellum CBS 433.97
Lineage: Eukaryota; Fungi; Ascomycota; Sordariomycetes; Hypocreales; Hypocreaceae
Source: RefSeq, a predicted model, not a curated record